AUGUCGGCACCCGCUGGCAACCCGCCGCCGGCGCAGGGCGACAGCGCUGCCGCCGCCGCGCCGCCGCCCAGCUCGCCCGCGCACUCCUUCUCGCGCCUGUCUACCAACGAGGACGGCGGCGUGCCGCCGGCGGCCGCGACGUCGCCCUCGCACGUCUCGGCGGCCGUGCCCACGACGGCCAGCGGCGGCUCGGCGCCCUCGGCGUCGCCGUCGCGCGCCAAGGUGCGUGCGCCGUCGCGCCAGACAACUGCGCCCUCGCCGCCCGUGCUGUCGCCCACGUCGCGCACCAGCAGCAGCGGCGCCCUGCCCGGCGACGCCGCGGCCGCCGGAGAGACGACGGCAGCGCGCCUGAGCCGCAACCGCUCGCUGCGUCAGCACCACCCGGGCGGCUCGCUGUCGGCCUCGCACUCGCCCGCCUCGCCCGAGAUGCAUCCCGCGGGCCCGCACUCGCACGGCCCGCGCCACCUCUCGCUCUCGUCCCACUCGCGCCCGGCGCCGCAGCCCUCGGGCGCCGAGCGCGACCUGUGGGAGUCCAACGUCGCCUCUUCUAACCUCGCCAGCUCGUCCGACGGCCUACAGGCCCUGCUGCGCGACCACCCCGAGCUGGUGAGCUCGAGCCUCGCCGCUGCAGCCGGGAGCAAGUGGAGCGGCGUGCAGAGUCGCGGCACGCAGAGCGGCGCGGCAUCUGGCAACACCACGCCCGCCGCCGAGGAGGAAGAGGAGGGCGAGGAGCUGAAGCGCAUGAGCGCCAGCACGACGCUGGGGCCGCAGAACCCGAACUUGGGCAGCGCAGGUGCACCGCCGGACUACAGCGAGGCCAAGAUCGUCGUGGCCAUGGUCGGCCUGCCCGCGCGGGGCAAGUCGUAUCUGAGCAACAAGCUCAUGCGCUACCUCCGCUGGCUGGAGUACGACGUGCGCGUCUUCAACGUCGGCCAGAUGCGCCGCGCGCUGGCCAAGGCCAAGCUGAAGGAGUCGGGCGUGCGCGAGGACCACACCGCGACGUUCUUCGACCACAACAACCCGACUGCGUUCAAGCUGCGCACGCAGAUGGCCGAGGAGUGUCUCGAGCAGCUCAUCGGCUGGCUCAAGCGCGGCGGCAACGUGGGCAUCCACGAUGCCACCAACUCGAGCAUCAGUCGCCGCAAGGCGAUCGCGGAGCGCGUCGCCAAGGAGCCGGGCCUGAAGCUCGUCUUCCUCGAGAGCGUGUGCACUGAUCCCGCAGUCAUCGCCGCAAACAUCGCCGUCAAGGUCUCGUCGGGCGACCCCGACUACGCCUCGAUGUCGCCCGAGGCGGCCAAGGCCGACUUCCUGAACCGCAUCAAGAACUACGAGGCCAACUACGAGACGGUCGACGCCGACGGCGAGGAGAAGCACCUUGCCUACUGCAAGAUUCUCGAUGUGGGCCGCAGCGUCGUCGUCAACGGCUUCAGCGGCUACCUGGAGAGCAGAAUCGCCUUCUUCCUGAUGAACCUGCAUCUCACGCCGCGCAACAUCUACCUCUCGCGCCACGGAGAGUCGCAGUUCAACGUCGAGGGCAAGAUCGGCGGCGACGCCAAUCUCUCGGAGCGCGGCUGGAAGUACGCCGAGGCACUGCCGCAGCUCGUCAAGGACGCCGUCGGCGACGCGCCCCUCACCGUGUGGCACAGCACGCUCAAGCGCACCGGCCAGACGUCCAGCCAUCUCGAGUACCCCAAGCUUGCGUGGAAGAGCCUCGACGAGCUGGACGCCGGCGUCUGCGACGGCAUGACGUACGAGGAGAUCGAGAAGUACUACCCCGAGGACGCCGAGGCACGCGACGAGGACAAGUUCAUGUACCGCUACCGCGGCGGCGAGAGCUACCGCGACGUCGUCGUGCGCCUCGAGCCCAUCAUCAUGGAGCUGGAGCGCCAGGAGAACAUCCUAAUCGUGGCCCACCAAGCCAUCAUUCGCUGCCUGUACGCAUACCUGCACGCCCUCGCGCAGGACGACCUGCCGUACCUCAAGAUUCCGCUCCACACCCUGAUCUGCCUCACGCCUCGAGCCUACGGCUGCGACGAGAAGCGGUACAAGGCGCCCAUCGAGGCCGUGGACACGCACCGCGGCCGCGUGACGGCGCGCGACACCGACGUGCAGGCGCCGCCCGCGCCGGCCAAGGAGCAGACGAUUGAGGAGGCCAUGAACGCUCCGCCACCGUCUCAGCGGCGCCCGGGUGCUUGA
Tilletiopsis washingtonensis is the source of this 2196-nucleotide messenger RNA. RefSeq names its product bifunctional 6-phosphofructo-2-kinase/fructose-2,6-bisphosphate 2-phosphatase. The transcript has 12 exons. Gene Ontology annotation, molecular function: fructose-2,6-bisphosphate 2-phosphatase activity; ATP binding; 6-phosphofructo-2-kinase activity. Gene Ontology annotation, cellular component: cytosol. Gene Ontology annotation, biological process: fructose metabolic process; fructose 2,6-bisphosphate metabolic process. The record is from RefSeq and is a predicted model, not a curated record. Lineage: Eukaryota; Fungi; Basidiomycota; Exobasidiomycetes; Entylomatales. Bases 1 to 2196 code for a protein of 731 amino acids.